This is a messenger RNA of Tachyglossus aculeatus (Australian echidna), 2426 nucleotides long. It is a transcript of the gene VEGFC, whose product is annotated as vascular endothelial growth factor C. Gene Ontology annotation, biological process: induction of positive chemotaxis; vascular endothelial growth factor signaling pathway; positive regulation of angiogenesis. The coding region runs from base 1 to 2040 and encodes 679 amino acids. The record is from RefSeq and is a predicted model, not a curated record. Gene Ontology annotation, cellular component: membrane. Gene Ontology annotation, molecular function: chemoattractant activity; growth factor activity; vascular endothelial growth factor receptor 3 binding. The transcript is spliced from 13 exons. NCBI's taxonomy places the organism in Eukaryota, Metazoa, Chordata, Mammalia, Monotremata, Tachyglossidae.
AUGGGCAAGGGUGUCAACAAUGAGAAAGACACCUAUUGGGAGAAGAUUGCUGUUGUAGGGGAACCAUUAUUUUCAUUAAACAAUAGGUUGUUUUGGACAAACCAUAGUCGGAUUGUAAUGGUAUCAAUCCUAAGUAGUGUCGGCCAAGGAAAGUCAAAUCUUUCCCAUUUCCAUGACAAGGUGAGAAGCUGGGUGAUUUCUCAGGAGAUCUGCAGUUGUGCCUACUUUGAUUUUGAUGUUAAUUUAGUUUUUAGAGGAGUCUUCGUCUUUCGAAAACAGCGCUCCUGGGAGGAAAUGCAUGACAGACCCCCGGACAGACCCCCGGACAGACCCCCGGACAGACCUCCGGACAGACCUCCGGACAGACAGACCACCGGACAGACCUCCGGACAGACCCCAGGCCAGCCGGACAGCCAGCCGGACAGCCAGCCGGACGGCCCUCCGGACAGCCCACCUCCGGACAGAACAGCGGACGGGCGGACCGAGCGCCGGCCAAGGCGCAGGACAGACCACCGGUCGGACCUCCGGACAGGCGGCCGGACAGACAGGCGGAGAGACCCCGGAGACCCCCGAGACCCCGGGCCGGGCAGAGCGGUGGCCAGGCGGCGGCCGUCGGGCGCCCCCCGCACGAUGCGCUGCCUGGCUCUGCCGGUGUCGUCCCUGGUGGUGGUGGCGGUGGCCCUGCUGCUGCUGCUGGUGGCGGCGGCCCUGUCGGCUGCGGCGGCCCGGCUCCCGGGGCCCGCCCGGCCCGCCUCGCCCUCGUCGCCCUCGUCGUCGCCCUCGUCGUCGCCCUCGUCGUCGCCCUCCUCGUGGCCCAGCUGGCCCCCGGUGCCCGGCGGCGGCGGCCAGCCCGCCCAGGACUACGCCCAGCGCCAGCGCCCGCGCCAGCCCCGCGGGGAGGAGCCCGGCUGGGGGCCACGGACGGCUUCCGCUGGCAGCGAACUGGAGGAGCAGUUACGGGCCGUGUCCAGCGUGGAUGAGCUCAUGACGGUUCUCUACCCGGAGUACUGGAAAAUGUUCAAAUGUCAGCUGAGGAAGGGUGGGUGGCAGAGACCCCGGGAGCACGCCACCUUCGACACCAGGACCGAGGACACCAUCCAAUUCGCCGCGGCCCACUACAACACUGAAAUCUUGAAAAGUAUUGAUAAUGAGUGGAGAAAAACUCAGUGCAUGCCGCGUGAGGUGUGUAUAGAUGUGGGGAAAGAGUUUGGAGCCGCAACAAACACCUUCUUUAAACCCCCAUGUGUAUCCAUCUACAGAUGUGGGGGUUGCUGCAACAGUGAGGGACUACAGUGUAUGAAUACCAGCACAAGUUACAUCAGCAAGACGUUGUUUGAAAUCACAGUGCCACUCUCUCAAGGCCCCAAGCCUGUAACAAUCAGUUUUGCCAAUCAUACUUCCUGCCGAUGCAUGUCUAAACUGGAUGUUUACAGACAAGUUCAUUCCAUUAUUAGGCGUUCCUUACCGGUGACACAAACACAGUGUCACUCGGCAAACGAAACCUGUCCCCAAAACUCUGUCUGGGACAACAGGGUCUGCAGGUGCCUGACUCAGCAUGACCUCAGUUUCUCUUCCAACGCCGAGGAUGAUGACGCGUCCGACGAUUCCCACGCCAUCUGCGGGCCCCACAAGGAGCUGGACGAAGACACGUGUCAGUGUGUGUGUCGUGGGGGCCUGAGAGCCUCGAGCUGCGGCCCUCACAGAGAACUGGACAGGACGUCGUGCCGCUGCGUCUGCAAGAACCGGGUCCUCCCCGCCUCGUGCGGCGCCCACCGGGAGUACGACCGUGACACGUGUCAGUGUGUGUGCAGGCGGGCCUGCCCGUCCCACCAGCCCCUGAACCCCAACAAGUGCGUCUGCGAGUGCACCGAAUCGCCCAACAAGUGUUUCCUCCGAGGAAAGAGAUUUAACCAGCAGACCUGCAGUUGCUACAGACCGUCGUGUUCAGUUCGAACGAGGCGCUGCGACCCAGGUUUCUCUUUCAGUGAGGAAGUCUGCCGUUGCGUACCUUCAUACUGGAAAAGACCGCACGCUAACUAGACCAGGAAAUCCCACCGGCCAGUGGCCGUGCAGUUCUCCAACCCAAGAGCAAGACUUUUGCCCUCCUUCGGGAUUAACCGUGACCCAGAAGCCCGGUCCGGAUGACGGGAAGACCACCCGGUUUCAGGAACUCUGAGAAAAAGAGUAUAGAAGCCAACCGGGGCUCAUUCACCUAGGCGCUUAGUAUGGUGCUUCGCACGCAGUAAGCGCUCAAUAAAUACGAUUGAAUGAAUUAAGUACUCACCAAGGACCCAUUUCCCACCCGGCGACCAAACAGCCUAAUUUUUUUCUCUUUUGUGAUUUUUUUUUUUUAAAGAUAAUGACUAUAUAAUUUAUUUCCACUAAAAAUAUUGUGCAGCAUUCCUGUUUAUAGCAAUAACAAUUGU